Molecule: messenger RNA, 1182 nt
Organism: Ceutorhynchus assimilis (cabbage seed weevil)
Lineage: Eukaryota; Metazoa; Arthropoda; Insecta; Coleoptera; Curculionidae
Source: the annotation of a GenBank genome assembly
CACAUAAGUACUUGUUUUGAUUACAUUAGUGAAGUGAACUUUAUAUUCUGCAUCAUGGUUGACAACAUCGAAGUGCAAUGGGGCGAAGUAAACGAAGACUACAGGAAACUCGAAGAAGAACAUCAGGUUUAUUUAAAGAAACUUAAAGAGCUGACCAAUAAACAAAAUUUUUGUUCGACGCAAAUUACACAUCAAAGGUAUAGACUCAAAGCCUUUACUAAAUCUUCAAAUAUAGAUAUCAAAGAAUGUAUAAAAAGAGAAGCACAGCUGCAGCUUAUAGAAGAAACUUUACCCAGACAAGGAGGAUUGUAUCUCAAAGUGAUUUUAGGCAACAUUAACGUUGGUUUUUUAAGUGAAGAAGCAAAAUUCAAAUAUAAAGAGGAAUAUGAAAAGUUUAAAUUAGUGUGUAUUACUAUUGCAGCAGUCUUAGUGAUUUUGAAUAUGUUUUUUGCUUCAAGAUUUUUCCAAAAAAUAUAUUUGUUUUUUUUGGUUUGGUAUUAUUGCACUUUGACAAUCCGAGAAGCUGUUCUUAGGGCUAAUGGAUCGAAAAUUAAGCUUUGGUGGAGAAUACAUCAUGGACUAUCGGUGCUGACAUCGAUUGUCUUACUAGUUUGGCCGGAAAAUAGUGCUUGGGACGAUUUUAGAGGACAAUUUUUUCGAUAUAACUUAUACCACUGUUUAGUACAAUACUUACAAUUUAACUAUCAAAGAGGUACUUUGUAUAGACUCAAAGCAUUGGGUCAAAAAAACCCCAUGGACAUUACUAUAGAAGGUUUCCAAUAUUGGAUGUGGCGCGGCUUAGCAUUUUUAUAUCCAUUUUUAUUUGCGGCAUACAUUUACCAGUUAGUAAAUGCUUACACCUUGUAUAAAAUGUACAUGCACCAUCCAGAAUCUAGUUGGCAUAUUUUGGCUACUUGUUUACUAAUGUUGAUGUUUUUUACAGGAAAUUCCAUAACGACUUUAUUGGUAAUACCUGCUAAAAUUAAAAAUAAAAUGUUAGUUCAGUAUAAACUUAUGUGUAGAAAAUUGUUUAGUUUAACUGUAGAUGCUGCGAAAAACGAUGUUAAUAAAUCUAACUAGUAAAAAUGGAGGGUAUAUGUAUAAUAUGCUAAAUAUGUACCUAUCUCUUUAAUAAAGAUAUUUUGUGCUGAUCUAUUGUAUAUUUUAGUGGCAAAAACAAUA